UCAUUGUAUAAGCAGAAACAUAUAAGAAAUAGAGUUAAUAUUUAGAACUACUUUGUUUGUGCGUAUUUACAUCUAUCUUUCACUAUCGUCGAGGGUCGGGUCAACGCGCGUUGAUGCAGCAGAGCGUGUAGCGUAGAAGAGAGAAGUGAGUGUGGACGUUAAUUUGUCUGUCGUCUCGUUUUGAAUGUUCUUCUGGUUCAUCAUGACAACUUUAUAAACUGUGUUGUAAAAAUUGUGAAACAUUUUGAAAGAUGAAGAUUUUACCAACGUCCUCAAAACUCUGUUUUUGGACAGCAGUGUUUUACACAGUUCUAGUCUCCGUGAUUUCUCUUCCAAGCGUCAACAAGGAUGUCGUGAAUGGAGAGAUGGUUCGUCUCCAGUGUAGGUUUAAUCCAGCGCUAUCUUCCGGGAAAGUUUUAUACUACUGGAUCAGGACAAACAAGGAUGGGAAAGAUAAUGCUGCUAUCAGCGAUGUAGCCCUAGAUCCACACUACCAAGUUGAAUUUACUCCGAGUGAAGGCAGAUAUGAUCUCUUUAUCACACACGCCAAUUAUGACACGGACAAUGGUCAUUUUGAAUGUAAACUGAAGGAGGGGGGCAGUGGAGCUGACAUCCACAACAUGGCCUUCACCGUCACAGUCCUCAUCCCACCAGGACCACCAAACAUUAUUCCCACUAACCCUACAGCGAGAGAAGGAGAGCCAUUCACUCUUACAUGUUCUAGCGAAGGGGGUAGUCCUGAUCCUCUCAUCCAGUGGUACAGGAAAGGAACCCCACUACAAGGUCAGCUUCGGAAAGGAGGAUCGCGCGAUAAGCCUACCUCUAGCGUCUUAACAAUAUCUCCAAGAAUGGAAGAUGACGGUGCCAUCUAUCGGUGUACUGUGUGGAACCGAGCCAUUCUUGAGGAACAGAGAUUAGAAACCAGUAAUACGUUAAAAGUUCAUUAUUCCCCAAGAAUAUCCUUUGGGCCCUAUAAUCCUUUGAGUGUAUUAGCCGGAAAAGAUGCAGUUCUGACCUGUUUUGUUAUAGCUAGUCCUCCUGUCCAUUCUGUUCGUUGGAUGAAAAACGGCCACCUUUUGUCCAACACUCACAAACACACCAUUUUAGGUGUAACUCCAGAUGACAGUGGAAUUUACACUUGUAUCGCAGAUAACGGGGUUGGAAAAGCCAGCCAAGCCGAUCUUAAACUUUCUGUUUUAUAUGAACCUAAAGUCACUGUUGACAAGCAGAAAGAAGUAUCAAAAGGAGAAUCUUUAUCAGUAAAAUGCAAUGUGGAUUCAAACCCACCACCCAACUCGUUGAUCUGGUUAAAAGAAAAUGACCCUUUUUUCCGGAAAAGCGGCGACACUUUGCACCUUAAAGCAGUAUUUCCUGAUGACUCUGGAAAGUACAUUUGCCAGGCAACCAACAUUUUGGAGGCAUCCGGUUCUGGAACUCGGGAACAUUCCAGAAGCAACGCAACCGUUAUUGUUCACGUGCGACACAAACCUGGGGAUGUUGAAAUUGUCCCUAACAACAACCCAGUGGCUGUAGCCGGACAGCCUUUCACGUUGACUUGUUUAGCACGUCCUCGAGGAUGGCCACUACCGGAGUACCGCUGGUGGAAGGAAGGUAAAGAAGGUACAAACUUAGCUAGAAGGAUAAACUAUACUAUCGUACCAAUACACGUGAGUCACGAAGGCCAGUACUACUGUCAGCCUCGGAACCCUCUUGGUCAAGGCAGCAUAGGAUCUGUUUAUCUCACUGUUCAUGAACCACCAUCUCUUGUGAUACCUUUGAGGCCGCAAGUAAUUAAGCGAGAUGGAGAUGCCAGUUUCGGUGUUACUUGCAAGGCUCGUGGGAAGCCCAAACCUAAGAUCCAGUGGCUAAAAAAUGGACAAGAAAUUUCUGAGAAAACAGAUUUAUUUUCUAUUGAAACUACUGACUAUGUAGAAGAUAAGAAUGCAUACUCUGUGCAAAGUACUUUGACCUUUCAAGGUCCAGGUAGAGCACGAGAAACCCUUUCUCUCACCGACAGAGGGCAAUAUACUUGUGAGUUUAAGAACGGAUUUGGAGAACCUGCAAAAUCUGAAAUGAUGCUUCGAAUAGAACAUUCACCUGUUGUUAGACAUACUUACAAUCGCAUGGCGUUUGACAAUGGAGAAACCGCUUUUCUACAAUGCAAGAUGCAAGCUUAUCCUGAGCCAUCUUUUGAGUGGUCUUUCAAAGGACGCAUCUUGGACAAUUAUGGAAAUUAUGGAACCAAUGUUACAGAUCUUGGGGAGGACAUCUUCUUAGGAUCUUUAUCCAUCAGGGAUGUGAAGGAUUCAGACUAUGGUGAUUACACAUGCCAAGCCUGGAAUCAAGUUGGUGAUGAUGAAAAGACCAUCAUAAAACUUGUCAGAAAAAGUGCCCCAGAUAGACCUACAGGUCUUGAUGUAAUGGAUGUUAACUCCAAUCAAAUCACAUUAAGAUGGACUGAAGGAUUCAAUGGAGGCUUUUCAAAUACAGAAUUUAUAGUCACAUACGUAAACCUUGAGACAGGACAUGCCAAAAAUGAAUCCUGUCGUAACCAGAACCCUUGUCAAAUUACAGGACUUCAGUCAAAGACUAACUACAGAUUUAAAGUCAUGGCUGUAAAUCCACGUGGUUACAGUCCAUAUUCUGAUGAUAUAGUUGUUUCCACAAAAGUGAACCUAAAAGAUAUGCCUCGUGCAGCUGUUGCUCAGUAUGAUAGGGGGUCACACCAUGUGUUUUUUCGAGUGAGCCCUACAAGUUUCAGUUUACUUGCUAAGGUUGAAGCUAGACAAGCUGGGGAAACAGAAUGGCAGUUACAGAAAACAAUUCCUGUGGAACAUGAAGAAGUUGAAGUUUAUAUAAACUCGGAUCACAAUGAAUUUAGUGAUGUUCGGAUCGUUUUAUGUCUUCAGAGCAAUGAAACGUGGUGUGGAGAUGAAAAGUUAGCAGAACCGUAUAUUGGUGGAAUUCCUCAAGCAGUUGGAGCCAAACCCCCACUCUCCACAGCUCACAUGAUUGUUAUUGCAACCGUUGCAGCUGCGGUCUUCUUGUUACUUGUGAUUGUUGUCAUAUGCUGUUGUUGGAAGAGGAAAGGAAAAAAAGUUGAUAAAAGAGAUUAUGAAAUGAAAUCAACCAAUUCCCCACCAAAUGCAAUAUCCCCUCCAUACUAUGCACAUGGUACAAUUGGUAACAAAGGUGUGGAAGAAACAUUAGAUGAUGUUAGCAAAGUUCCCAUGUAUUCACAUUCUCUUCAUGGCAUUAAUGGGGAACUGAUGAAUGGUCACUUAUCUCCUAAUUCUCAUCAUGCUAAUGUGAUGAUGUACCUACCAGAGCAAGAAGUAGGUGGUAAUGAUAGCCAUUCAGAUUUGUGGAUGAAAGGAGGGGGAGAAUUACCUCCUGAGGGUUCCUACAACCCCUAUGAUGGUGGCUUACCUAAUGGCUACUACUACCCAGAGGACUAG
Messenger RNA from Limulus polyphemus (Atlantic horseshoe crab), 3458 nucleotides. Its product is annotated as hemicentin-1-like. Gene Ontology annotation, biological process: cell-cell adhesion. NCBI's taxonomy places the organism in Eukaryota, Metazoa, Arthropoda, Merostomata, Xiphosura, Limulidae. Gene Ontology annotation, molecular function: cell adhesion molecule binding. The record is from RefSeq and is a predicted model, not a curated record. Gene Ontology annotation, cellular component: cell-cell junction. Bases 252 to 3458 code for a protein of 1068 amino acids. The transcript has 17 exons.